Molecule: messenger RNA, 888 nt
Organism: Suillus paluster
Lineage: Eukaryota; Fungi; Basidiomycota; Agaricomycetes; Boletales; Suillaceae
Product: single hybrid motif-containing protein
Exons: 6
Coding region: 1-888 (295 amino acids)
Biological process (GO): pyruvate decarboxylation to acetyl-CoA
Cellular component (GO): pyruvate dehydrogenase complex
Molecular function (GO): dihydrolipoyllysine-residue acetyltransferase activity
Source: RefSeq, a predicted model, not a curated record
AUGCGUUCUGCUCGUCAAACAAUGAGCCUUGCUCGCUCCUUGUCCCGGGCACAACGUAGAACUCUGCACCAGACGGGAGUCCGGUAUGCUAUCACCAACCUUGAGAUGCCAGCCAUGUCGCCGACUAUGACAGAAGGCGGCAUUGCCUCGUGGAAGAAGAGAGAAGGCGAAUCUUUCACUGCAGGAGACGUCUUGCUAGAGAUUGAAACGGACAAGGCAACUAUUGACGUCGAGGCACAGGAUGAUGGUAUCUUGGGAAAAAUUAUCGCCCCAGACGGUAGCAAGAACGUUCAGGUUGGCAAAGUAAUUGCCAUCCUUGCUGAGGAAGGGGAUAACAUCUCAAACUUAGAGGCACCAAAAGAGGAGUCAAAGCUAGCGCCUCCCCCUCCAAAAACAGAGACUCAGGCAGCUCCACCCCCGGCACCGACACCUCAACCUACAACUCCCAAAGCGUCACACCACCCGAAGCACUCGAAACACCUGCUGCCCUCCGUGAUACGUCUCCUGAUCGAAGGCAACGUUGCUGAUGCAGAAGUUAUCCCGGGAACGGGUGUUCGUGGCAUGCUCACCAAGGGUGAUGUUCUUGCAUACCUCGGCAGAGCAUCGAGUCCAAUGGGAACAUUCAAGGAAGCGAAGAAGGAGGUGCCGGUGCCGAAAAAGGUUGGGGAAGCUAAGCCACUGGACGGUGCUGCUAUCCGCCAACUUAUUCUUUCUGGCUUUGCCGCUAAGAUGAAGCCUGCACCUGCACCCAAAACACCAGUAACCUUCGACGCCAUCAUCGCUGACUACCUCCCUCCUUCACCCUCUUCACCAAAGGCUGCACUCGUGCCCACGUCAUCGACGAAUGUACAAGACAGCACUACCAAGUACUUCGAUGGGCUAUUCUAA